CAGGGGCAGUACUGAGUGUAUCUCCACAGAGCUGGAUGACUGAAGGAGACUCAGUGACUCUAAGCUGUGAGAUUACAGACUCCUCUACAGACUGGAAAUUCAGGUGGUACACAGCUGUUCCCUACAGACACAAUGACGGCCGUAUCAGGUAUAGAUUGGAGCUCCUCUCAGACAGCAGCGGAGGAUCUGGAGGCUCCUACACUCUCAGUCCUGCUGCUCUUAAUCACACAGGAGUAUAUGUGUGCCGUGCAGCGAGAGAGGAACGACCCUUUUACACAAACUACAGCCAUCCACAGCCACUAUGGAUCACUGGGGAAUCUCCUCCAGUCUCUCUGAUCAUCAAUCCCAGCAGAACUCAACACUUUACUGUAGACUCUCUCUCACUGAACUGUGAGGACCAGAGUGACUCUACUGGAUGGAGAGUGAUUCGAUACACACUCAGAGCGAUAGUGUCAGAUUGUUCACAGUGGGGAUCAGUUACAGGAUCUACAUGUGAAAUCAGCUUCCUCUCCACAUCCUACACUGGAGUUUACUGGUGUGAGUCUGAAUCUGGAGAAAACAGUAAUCCUGUCAACAUCACAGUGCAUGAUGGGGAUGUGAUCCUGGAGAGUCCUGUCCAUCCUGUGACUGAGGGACAUCCUCUGACUCUACGCUGUUUACAUCGCAACACAAAGUCCUCAAACCUCCGAGCUGAUUUCUAUAAAGAUGGAUCAGUUCUCCAGACACAGACUACAGGAGAGAUGAUCAUCCGAACUGUCUCAAAGUCAGAUGAAGGUUUCUACCACUGUAAACACCCAGAGAGAGGAGAGUCACUGAAAAGCUGGGUCUCAUUAGUUGAACCAGGGGCAGUACUGAGUGUAUCUCCACAGAGCUGGAUGACUGAAGGAGACUCAGUGACUCUAAGCUGUGAGAUUACAGACUCCUCUACAGACUGGACAUUCAGCUGGUACACAGAGAUUCUCUACAGAGACAAUGACGGCCGUAUCGUGUAUAGAUUGGAGCUCCUCUCAGACAGCAGCAGAGGAUCUGGAGGCUCCUACACUCUCAGUCCUGCUGCUCUUAAUCACACAGGAGUGUAUAUCUGCACUGCAGCGAGAGAGGAACAACCCUUUUACACAAACUACAGCCAUCCACAGCCACUAUGGAUCACUGGUGAAUCUCCUCCAGUCUCUCUGAUCAUCAAUCCCAGCAGAACUCAACACUUUACUAGAGACUCUCUCUCACUGAGCUGUGAGGACCAGAGUAACUCUACUGGAUGGAGAGUGAUUCGAUACACACACAGAGAGAUAGUGUCAGAUUGUUCACUGUGGGGAUCAGUUACAGGAUCUACAUGUGAAAUCAGCUCCCUCUACACAUUCUACACUGGAGUUUACUGGUGUGAGUCUGAAUCUGGAGAAAACAGUAAUCCUGUCAACAUCACAGUGCAUGAUGGUGAUGUGAUCCUGGAGAGUCCUGUCCAUCCUGUGACUGAGGGACAUCCUCUGACUCUACGCUGUUUACAUCGCAACACAAAGUCCUCAAACCUCCGAGCUGAUUUCUAUAAAGAUGGAUCAGUUCUCCAGACACAGACUACAGGAGAGAUGAUCAUCCGAACUGUCUCAAAGUCAGAUGAAGGUUUCUACCACUGUAAACACCCAGAGAGAGGAGAGUCACUGAAAAGCUGGGUCUCAGUCAGAGGCUCAGGUUCUAGAUCCAGCGCUGGAACUGUAGGAGUGGCUGUGGGACUGAGUUUGGCCGCCUUAUUCAUUAUUUUAUUAAUCUUAAUGAUCCUGCUGUGGUUCUGCAAAAUAAAGAAAGGAAAUCAGACAUCAGAGCAGAAUCAGAGCCGGUCAGGAGCUGAAGACUCUCAGUCAGGACACACACCACUUCAGGCUGAAGGAAAUGCUAAGAUCUAUACCACUGUGGAUCAGGCAGAUACAAGUGGAACAGGUGAAGCUGCAGCUGAGAGCAGAGAAGACACUUACGCAGAGGUCACGGAGAAAAAUAAGGCAAAGGGGAACAACGAUGUUGAUGCUGAACCCAGUGGUAGUGAUGUGACGUAUAGUGAACUUGUAAUAAAACCACAGAAAAAAUCUAUGAGAAUAAAAGAAAAAGCCAGUGUUGGUGCUGAUACUGUAUACUCAGAGCUGAAGCUGAACACCAAGACUUCACUGGACUGAACUCAACCAUGUGGACAUCCGAUCUGCUCAUGGGCAAGUGUGGCUGGACUAAAGCUGGGGACCGUUUUGAUUAAAGUGGUGGAAGAGGAUGACACCACUUCAGUCCACAGCAGUGAAAAGAAAUGUUUGCCAGAUUCAGUAAUAUACUUGUGCAAACUGAAAGAAUAAAUUAGAUACUUAAAAAUUAAAUACACAGGGCUACAGAUUUCACGCUGUGGUUUGGAUGAUCUAGUAGACACCUUAUGAAGUCCUAUGAUGUAUAGCGCACAUUACAAUGGUUGCACAAUUGCUUGUUGUUUUUUUGCUACAAAUUGCUUAUUUAAUUUAGUUAUGCAUUUACACAUUCCAGCUUUUGAGAAAUUGUUCAUUAUAAGUUUUAUUCUCACAUUUUUACAUUAGAUUAUUUACAUUACUAUCGUGUACCAUGUGUCCUUUUUAACGUUGUUGUAUGUUUCAACUUAUACAGUACAUUAAUUAAACUCAUUUAACCAGUCACUCAUGUCACAGGUUUAACGGUUGUUUUUUGCAUACAGUCUGUAAAAUGAACUGAAAAUAUAAAAUUUAGUUUAUCAGAAGGUAAAUUAAUGUGUCCUGACUCACACUAUGUUCCUAAAUUCUGUCAUAAUUGACCAGCUCAAGUUUUCUCAUGCCUACUUGUGUGUUAUAUUGUGGCACAUUAAUGUUACCAUCACUAAAAAACAUAAAUAAAUAUUUUUAAAAAAAACAA
Ictalurus punctatus (channel catfish) is the source of this 2886-nucleotide messenger RNA. Its product is annotated as Fc receptor-like protein 5. Bases 36 to 2159 code for a protein of 707 amino acids. Gene Ontology annotation, biological process: cell surface receptor signaling pathway. The transcript is spliced from 14 exons. The record is from RefSeq and is a predicted model, not a curated record. NCBI's taxonomy places the organism in Eukaryota, Metazoa, Chordata, Actinopteri, Siluriformes, Ictaluridae. Gene Ontology annotation, molecular function: transmembrane signaling receptor activity.